GUGAAUGACGUCAACUUUGAGAACAUGAGCAAUGACGAUGCCGUCCGGGUCCUGAGGGAGAUCGUGUCCAAGCCGGGCCCCAUCAGCCUCACGGUGGCCAAGUGCUGGGACCCCACCCCCAGGAGCUACUUCACCAUCCCCCGGGCUGACCCGGUGCGGCCCAUCGACCCGGCCGCGUGGCUGUCGCACACGGCGGCGCUGACGGGAACGUUCCCGCGCUACGGUACGAGCCCCUCCAUGAGCACCAUCACAUCUACCAGCUCCUCACUAACAAGCUCUAUUCCUGACGCAGAAAGCGAGCCAGCCGGCGAGCCAGCGAGCGAACUGGGCCCCCACCUGGCCCCCAGCGCAGGCUCACUGUUGUGGGGGGGCUCACGGGCCAGCCUCCGCACCGGCCUGCACCUGUGUGAGCGUGCACACCGGCCCGCGGGCUCGCUGUCCGCCCACGUGCACAACCUGCCUGCACUCAUGUUCACGGUCACCCAGUAG
Molecule: messenger RNA, 489 nt
Organism: Gracilinanus agilis (Agile Gracile Mouse Opossum)
Lineage: Eukaryota; Metazoa; Chordata; Mammalia; Didelphimorphia; Didelphidae
Product: segment polarity protein dishevelled homolog DVL-1-like
Exons: 4
Biological process (GO): canonical Wnt signaling pathway
Cellular component (GO): cytosol
Molecular function (GO): frizzled binding
Source: RefSeq, a predicted model, not a curated record